GGUGCGCGUCGGGGCGUCAUGGCGGCGGUCCUGCUGGAUCUGGCGCACUGGAGCACUUGGGCGGUGUGUGCCGUCAUCAAGCUGCCGCAGCUGGCGGCUGUGCUGGCGGCAGGGUCGGCGCGGGGGCUCAGCCUGGGCAGCCUCGUGCUGGAGCUGGCGGGCUUCGUUGUGUUUCUGAGGUACCAGAUUUAUUAUGAUUACCCUCUGCAGACAUACCUGGAAUAUCCCAUCAUCAUCGCACAAGAUGUCAUUCUCCUUUUGCUUAUUCUACAUUUCAACGGAAACAUGAAACAAGCUUUGCUUUAUGCAGUCAUGUUCUGGGGGGGCUGGUACAUGCUAACACUGCGGAGGUGGAUCAUAGACCUAGCCAUGAACUUGUGCACACUGAUCAGUGCAGCGAGUAAGCUCGCUCAGCUGCGGUGCCUGUGGCAGACCAAAGAUUCCGGACAAGUGAGCGCCUUGACCUGGAGCAUGUCUGCGUACACCUGUGCAAAACACAGACUUCAGCAGUGUUUGGAAGUUGUGUGUUCUAUCUCGUCCACUAAUAACAAUCCCUUCAUUUUACAGCAAGAAUAUUUACAACUGUAAUGACUACAAAUGAUCUGAUAGUUCUCAUCCGUUUCAUAACCAUGCUCAUUCUCAAUAUUUGGGUCACGGCCACAAUCCUGCGCUACAGGAGAACUAAAAAGACCAAUUAGAAGAUGCUCGGCAGCAUACAACGUGAAAAGAAAAUAAGGGAAAAGGAAACUGAUAUGGUUAAACAGCAGAAAAAAGCUGAGGAAAGGUUGAAAGGGGAGAUUUAAACUGGAUUCAAGGGAAAUGGUGUUUUACCAUCAGGGUGGUGAGGCACUGGCACAGGUUGCCCAGAGAGGUGGUGGCUGCCCCAUCCCUGGAGACACCCAAGGUCAGGCUGGAUGGGGCUCUGAGCACCUGAUGGAGCUGUGGGUGUCCCUGUUCAGUGCAGGGAGUGGGACCAGAUGGCUUUCAAGGCUUCCUUCCAACUCAGACAAUUCUGAUUCUAUGAGACGUUCUCUCUUAAACCUAGUAUUUAUCCCUAGACAUAUUUAGUGCAGUUCUGCUUAUUUUCACGUAGAAAUAAUUCUGAUAAGAUACUUAAUUUAGGCAACACACUUUCACUGGUUAUCUGAGCCAAGUUUCCCUGAUGCCACUUUUUCUCUGGAUUCUUUUUUAGUAAAUGAACAACGUGUUUGUAUUUAGAUAUGUAUAUGUUCUCAUAUCGCUUCAGUACUUUCUGGUUGCAUAUUAGCAAUUAUUUUCUUCACUUAUACAAGAGAACUUUGUGGCAGCAUAUCUGCUGUUCUGUCUACAUCUGCUGCCAGUUUGAAAACAGCAGGUGCUUCUUUUUCUUGCAAGCAACUCCAAAUAGUUAGACAUUAAUAUCUGUAUUUUAGCAUAGGGAAAAUCUGAGCAAAGGCCCAAUUCAGAAUGUAUUUCUAAAUGAGUUUCACAAAGUCAGGGAUCCAGCUGAGAUUGCAGCACUGCACGCAGCACUUGAGCAGUACAUUCACACAGCUGAUACAGAAUAUCUGUAGUUACUUCCAUAUAAACAGUUGUUACGAUGGUAAGAACAAAAACAACCAUAUGUUCUUCUUUUUCAUCCUGAGCUCUCCAUCACUGAACAUACUGUUUUGGGAACAGCAGUAACUGGAAGGUACAGAGAUUAAUGAGACUUUGGCUGAGAAUUAAUUCUGUUCCAAGAGAGGCUCCUGCAGUGAUGCUCAGUCUCCAUAUGCAGUCUGUACUGACUGUGGCCCAUCUAUGCACUGUGAUGCAUUGAAGCAAACCCGUCUCCAGUGGUUAUCAGGUUUUGAUGAUACCACAAUAUGCUUUAUUACUUUUUAACCUGUCCUGAAGAAUUUAAAGACUGAAGUUGAAUUUUGACUUCGGAGAUCCCAACCGGUUUUAGUAGGUAUAUUUAAAAAGGGAAAAGGUUGUUCUUGAAAACUUUUAGCAGGGGAUUUUACUUUUGGAAGUCGUACUUUUCCAACCCCAAGUUAGAGCAGGAACCAUAGAGAAAUACAAUAACCACAGAUUUCUCAAUGCAUUCUCCAAAAUGAGCUUUUUGAAUAGAGUUCUUACACCAUUACUGCUAAUCAGCGUGCUAAAAACAAGGAGCUCGGGAUCCUGGCAGGCUUGGGAAGACUACGGGAAGACUCAUUGACUGCAUUUGAGUCAGGUUUUCCUUGCAACAUGCUAAAUCGCUGGGAUGUCACAGAGCAGCAGGAUCUGCAAAAGCAAUCGUUCUGCCAGCAGCCGCUCAGCAAGCAGAGACCUUCACUGCCUGAAACAAAGCUGCUUUGUCAGCUCUGAUUCUGCGGAGGGAAGCAGUGGAAAGAGGUAUGUCUGAGGACAUAUAUGAUUUUGUGUAUCUCACGUUAUUGAGAGAAAAUUAAAACGUGAGGCUUUUUUACUGCUUCAGUAAAGUGUGUGAAUGCUCAGAAGUUUCUCUGUUGGUUGAGAGAGUAAUUGUAAAUAUUCUGCUACUGAUUUUACUGAAGCUAUCUGAAAUGUCUAAGUAAUUUGGUGGCAGGUGGCAUGUAAUGCAUUUUCCAGGUCAUAUUAAUAAAUGCUAUUCUUCAUGAUUGA
Gallus gallus (chicken) is the source of this 2607-nucleotide messenger RNA. It is a transcript of the gene PQLC3, whose product is annotated as PQ loop repeat containing 3. Bases 19 to 588 code for a protein of 189 amino acids. The record is from RefSeq and is a predicted model, not a curated record. The transcript has 7 exons. Lineage: Eukaryota; Metazoa; Chordata; Aves; Galliformes; Phasianidae.